UCCGUUUGAGUCAUAGAGCAUAUCUUGUGAAUGUGACUGGAUAUUGUUGCCGUUAGCAGAAGUCGUCGCAUCCUCUCCACCUCCCGCUCUCGUACUCCCUCCUUCAUAUUUCGAGUUGCCCAUAAAAAUCACCAUCUCUUCACCAUGGCCGAGCCUGAGAAUCCUAUAGCUCCUCAGCAGCCGCUAUUCAGAGCAGUGGCGAGCUCCACGAAGCAGAUAUACCAUCUGUUGAAAUGCAUCAGCUUUACUCCGAAGGUGCAAGUCCAGAUAACUCAGGAUGGCAUUCGAUUUGCCGCCGACCACUCCCGUGUGAUGCAAGGCGUGGUCUUCCUAGAUAAAGCUCUCUUCACGACGUACACGCUGAACGUGCCAGAUGAAGGAAGUACUCUGCCGCAAUUUCAGAUGAACCUAGCAGCCUUGUUAGAAGCUCUGCAGAUCUUCGGGGCUGUGGACGUGGCUGCUCGCGCUGCCAGAGCCGAAGCAGAGACGUAUCGCAGCAAUCUUCGCAACUACCGUCAGGAUGUUUUUAGCCAUCAGGCCUUGGGCAUCCCCGGGACCUGCUGCUUCGUGUACGAGGAAGAUGGGUCGCCGCUGAGCAUCAUCCUCGAGGAGACGGGAGUUAAGACUCGGUGUAAUAUGGUCACCUACACCCCUGAAUCCCCCGACGAUAUACCUUUCGAUCGUAGAGACCUGUGCUUCAAGAUCAUAAUGCAAGCUCGCUGGCUCCUCGACGGUCUUUCCGAGCUAGCGCCCAUAGCUCCGGCCCGCAUUACCAUCGCUGCCUCGCCUGACGCACCGUAUCUGAGCUUCACGAGCAGCGGAUCUCUCGGCAGCGCCAGUGUAGACUUUUCAAGCGGUCGUGACCUUCUCGAGACCUUCUCCGUGCGUGAUCGCUGGGUUCAGAGCUUCAAAUUCGACUUUAUCAAAUCUGCGAGCGAAGCCAUGCGCAUAGCGAACAAGGUCAGCUUCCGCGGGGACGGCCAAGGCGUCCUCAGUCUGCAAUUCAUGGUAGAGGUCGACGGCGGCGCCGUAAGCUUUCUGGACUUCCGAUCUAAAGCUUAAUGUACUGGGCCACGCGAGUUUAGGUACCGAUGUGUGUUUAGACGGACCGCUUUAGAUCUUUCCGGGUAUCUAGGGGAUCCUCUGUUGGUGCGGUACUCCGAAAGGUCUCUAGAAAGGUACCUAUGCCCUCCUGCUCUCGAGGGGAGUUGGGCGUUUCUCCAUCCAGCGUCACGCA
Durotheca rogersii is the source of this 1237-nucleotide messenger RNA. Its product is annotated as Rad1-domain-containing protein. Gene Ontology annotation, biological process: DNA repair; DNA damage checkpoint signaling. The record is from RefSeq and is a predicted model, not a curated record. Gene Ontology annotation, cellular component: checkpoint clamp complex; nucleus. The transcript has 3 exons. Bases 145 to 1062 code for a protein of 305 amino acids. Lineage: Eukaryota; Fungi; Ascomycota; Sordariomycetes; Xylariales; Xylariaceae.